Messenger RNA from Poecilia latipinna (sailfin molly), 1959 nucleotides. RefSeq names its product tripartite motif-containing protein 45-like. Gene Ontology annotation, molecular function: ubiquitin protein ligase activity; zinc ion binding. NCBI's taxonomy places the organism in Eukaryota, Metazoa, Chordata, Actinopteri, Cyprinodontiformes, Poeciliidae. The record is from RefSeq and is a predicted model, not a curated record. Bases 505 to 1959 code for a protein of 484 amino acids. The transcript is spliced from 6 exons. Gene Ontology annotation, cellular component: nucleoplasm.
UCUAUAAAUAAGCAAAUGUGAAAAGUCCUUUUUAAGUUUAAGGUACUAUGAUUUACACGUCCCUUUUCCAAAUAUAAAAAAAUUGUUCUUUAAUUAAUAUAUUGCAUUCUCUUAUUACUGUUGGAAAUAUUUUAUGACUUUUUAUAAAAUAUUUUGAUAGUAUAAUCUGUCUGAGUCCCAGUUUGGCAGUAAAGACUACAGGAAUGUUUAUGGACCUCCCCGAAUAGCGGAGAGGAGCUUCCCAUUGGUCCGUUAGUUCGUGAGGUGUCAAAUGUCCCAUGCGGCUUUGAACGCAGCUUACUUUACCGAGGAAAAGUGGAUUUUAAUUAGGCAGAAAAGUUUGUAAAAGUAGUUUUAUGACUCGUGUGAGAAAAACAGUUAUUCGGUGCGACUUGCAGAGAACAACAGUGAUAUCGGGGUGAGUUUUUUCUAAACUCUGACAACUCGCUUGAACUCGGUGGGUUUUGCUCUGAUUUUGGCGCAGGAAGUCCCCCAAAACCAACCAUGUCCCAGUCAGAGCAGAAAGAAACCGCAGACAAGCAGACAGUGAGCUCGGAACCGGAACCUCAAAGUGCUUCUGUAAACCCGAGAGCAGUCUGCAGGGUGUGCAAACACUUGUACCGGGAGCCCAAAAUCCUGCCCUGCCUGCACACCUUCUGCUCCGACUGCAUCGGGCAGCUGGAGCCGUUUUCGACGUCUCCGCGGGGCCACUUCACCGCACCGGAGGGCGGAGGUAGGAGCGGGGAGGCGGCGGAACAGGACCGAGACUCCCUCUCGUUCACCGUGCUCUGCCCAGAGUGUGACACCGAGGUGGAUAUCCCUCGGUCCGGACCGGCCGGACUCAGCACAGACCACCUGGCGCUGGACGAGGUAUUCCUGGAGACCCUGGUGAGCGACGGCCCGCUGGGCUGCGACCUGUGCGGCGAAGGAAGCGCCGAGAGCCGCUGCGAGGUGUGCAGCCUGAACCUGUGCGAGUUCUGCCGCCAGGCGCACAGGCGGCAGAAGCGAACCGCGUCUCAUUCUAUUCAGGCCGUGACGGAGCUGAAAGCCCGCGGUCGUCUGUGCCGCCCCGUCCUCUGCUCCCUUCACCCCGGGCAGGAGCUGAGGCUCUUCUGUCAGCCCUGCGACCUGCCGGUCUGUCUGGAGUGCGCGGCCACGCUGCACCGGGACCACCGCUGCUGUCCGACACACGACGUUAUCGACCGUCAUGGCGACCGGAUACGAGAGCUGGUCAGCGCGCGCCUUCGGCCUCGUCUGGAGCGACUGGAGGACUCGCUGCAAAAGGUGGAAAUUUCUCAAGAAAAUUUGCAGGUUCGAGCAGAUGAAACCGCCAAUCAGAUUAGAGUUUUCGCACGAGAGUACACCAGUGCGGUGGAGGCUCACUGCUUGUCUCUGCUGCGCCGCCUGGAGGAGAUCAGGGUGCAACGCAGAAACCACCUCCACCUGCAGAGGGCGCAGCUGCAGCAGGCCCUGCUGGACGUCAGAGGGAGCGUGGAGUUUGCGGAGCGGCUGCUGAGCUGUGGCUCCGACGCUGAGAUCCUCAGUGCUAAAGGAGUGACCCUGAGGAGACUGACCAGCCUGGCGGAGAGCGGGUACGACCCCCACCCAGCGACGGUCGCCCCUGACGACGGCGGCAGUGUCUGCUUCCUGCCCAGGGAGCCGGCAGGAGAGGUGGAGGGCUACCCGUUGGUGGGCGUGAUCCACUCCAGGACGGUGGACGUCAGCAGGUGCACCGUUGAAGGAGAAGGUCUGCAGCAGGGAACGGUAGCCCAGCGGGGACAUUUUACUCUGGUGUGUCGGGACUCCGGUGGGGAGCGGCUGGCUCGAGGAGGAGAACACGUCCUGGUCAGCAUCGUCCACAAAGAGAAGAAGAACUGUCACUUUGCCAUUGUGCCCUUGGGCUUGACACUUCACCCAUUUUGGUUGCUGGUGGUCAGUGGGCCUCGUGGUGCCGAUUGA